Molecule: messenger RNA, 419 nt
Organism: Didymodactylos carnosus
Lineage: Eukaryota; Metazoa; Rotifera; Eurotatoria; Philodinida; Philodinidae
Source: the annotation of a GenBank genome assembly
AUGUAUCAUGAAACAGAAGAAGGUGAUUAUGAACUAAAUCAAUAUUCUCAAGGUGCUAUUGACGAAGAUGAAAGUUAUUUAGCAGCAUUAAAAUUACAAGAAAAAUUUGAUAAUGAACAAAAGCGACAGAAUAAUCAGCAUCGAGUAAGUUAUUUUUGGAAAUACAAGAAAAGUUCUUUACUGACUUUACUUGGAAGGUACAUGAGCAUCGUUUUUUCGUUGACACAUGAGCUUGUCUUUUGUUUGUUAACUCUAUACAUGUGGCUUUUUUGACGCGCAAACUUAUUAGGUUGAGGAAAAAGUUCGUGCGCCGUGUUAAAAUAAUGAUUUUUUAUAUAUUUUUUUUGUGUUUUUGAUCUGGUUUUGUGGCUAUUAUGAAAAUUUAUUGAUUUUUGAGACGCUUGAACCAUUUCUGUGCA